AUGAAGGUUUCUUGCAGUACAAGCUUUGCGUUCUUGAUUCUCUUUCUCUUUGCAGUGCAAUCUAUGGUCGUCUACGCCGGUAGCUUCCACAAAGAUGUUCAGAUACAUUGGGGUGAUGGCCGUGGAAAAGUUCGUGAUAGAGAUGGAAAGCUUCUUUCUCUCUCGCUCGACAAAUCCUCUGGCUCGGGUUUUCAGUCACAUCAGGAGUUUCUCUAUGGCAAAGCCGAGGUUCAGAUGAAACUUGUCCCUGGUAACUCUGCUGGAACAGUUACGACAUUCUAUCUUAAAUCACCGGGAACUACGUGGGAUGAGAUUGAUUUCGAGUUCUUGGGAAACAUUAGUGGCCAUCCGUAUACUCUCCAUACCAAUGUCUACACAAGAGGCUCAGGAGAUAAAGAACAACAGUUUCAUCUAUGGUUCGACCCAACCGUCAACUUUCACACUUACUGCAUCACAUGGAACCCCCAAAGGAUUAUUUUUACAGUUGAUGGCAUUCCAAUUAGAGAGUUUAAGAACUCCGAGUCGACUGGAGUUCCGUUCCCAAAGAACCAACCAAUGAGGCUCUACGCAAGUCUUUGGGAAGCCGAGCAUUGGGCUACAAGGGGAGGAUUAGAGAAAACAGAUUGGACAAAAGCUCCUUUCACCGCAUUCUACAGAAACUACAAUGUGGAAGGAUGUGUAUGGGCUAAUGGAAGAUCAUCUUGCCCCGCGAAUUCUCCAUGGUUCGCUCAAAAACUCGACAAGGCAGGUGAGGAUAAAGUGAAAUGGGCGCAGAGUAAGUACAUGGUCUACAACUAUUGCACCGAUAAAAGAAGGUUUCCUCAAGGUGUUCCUAGAGUGUGCACUUAA
Messenger RNA from Microthlaspi erraticum, 849 nucleotides. NCBI's taxonomy places the organism in Eukaryota, Viridiplantae, Streptophyta, Magnoliopsida, Brassicales, Brassicaceae. The record is from the annotation of a GenBank genome assembly.